Culex quinquefasciatus (southern house mosquito) is the source of this 1342-nucleotide messenger RNA. Its product is annotated as histone-lysine N-methyltransferase NSD2. The record is from RefSeq and is a predicted model, not a curated record. Bases 737 to 928 code for a protein of 63 amino acids. Lineage: Eukaryota; Metazoa; Arthropoda; Insecta; Diptera; Culicidae. Gene Ontology annotation, cellular component: nucleus. Gene Ontology annotation, molecular function: histone methyltransferase activity. The transcript is spliced from 2 exons.
AUGAAAAUUUACAUUCAUGCAGUCAGAGUUGCCAUAAAAAAAUCGUUCUAGCAGUUUUCCAUGAAACUGGCCGCACUGUUGAAAUGUUUAUUUUUAUUGAUUCGAGCAGUCCGAAAAAGUAAAUAAACCGAAAUUCUUCGUUGUUUCGGGACGGAUUGCGGCAGCUGCUCUUGAAGAUUCUUUUUUUUUUCUCGCGUUCGACAAGGUGUUCAGUUCGAGGUUCAGCCGGAACUUUUUCACCUGGUAUGAGCUGGAUCCUGCACCCCGGGGGGUGGUGACACUUCGGUGUAACUGGUGUUUCCUAUGCUGCAAGGUCUCAUCUGCUGUGAAACCGGCGAAACCUGCCUGACGGCCUUCACCUCAAGUGACUCCGCCGGAAGGUCGCUACAUCUGUGAAAAAUUCGAAUCCGGCCGAAUGAUUCUGUACGACGAAAAUAGUCUGGGCCAAAUGUUCCGUGUUCAAGUUCUGACCCGCGCUCACGAUUCCCCCUCCAGCGGUCCCGGACGUAUUGUUCCGGCGGCAACACAAGCACGCACGACCUUGGCUGGAUCAACCGGAGGCGAAUCUACCUCUAUCACGAGGUCGACGCGGACAGCGUGACGGAUACAAAGCGGUCGGGCAUGAUGGAGCGGUACAACGAGGCUGCGCGUGGCACGGCAGGGUUUCAAGCAGCUGCAGGCAGAAAAAUCUUACGCCCAGGAAUCUGCCCCGGACGAUUUGAGCUUUAAACCGCCGAUGUACGUCAACAUCAAGUCCAGCGCGGCCAGAGACGAGGAGGAGGACUCGAUCUGUGAGGGCAAAUUGUUGGACAAGGACCCGUGCGGGUUACACUCGAACUGCAUCAACCGGGCGCUGCUCUUGGAGUGCAAUUUGAAGACUUGUCCAGCAGGCGAAAUUCACCAGAACCAGUGUUUCAAACGGAAGUAGUACAAACGGAUACCCAACAAGGGUUGGAACUGGUCGCUCAGGAAGAUGCAUCAGGGUCGGUUUGUGAUAGAGUCCGAGAGGGGAUCAACAACGGGGAGUUAACGCGGCGGAUAAAGCAAAAGCAGGAGCAACAGGGCAAAAAUUACUAUUUCAUGACGGUGGACUCGCCCAAGUAACCAUCCAGCACUAAAACAAAAACUUAAACAGCAAUACUUCAGCACUCUAAUGCAUGUUAGUCGUGCGCCGGCACGUCUUAAUGCAGAUCAGCACUAAGAUUGUAGCACUCAGUAUUGCUGAAUAAGUGCCGCUUAAGUGCUGGUGCUGGCAACUAUGCUCAUCGGUUUUCUAAAAAACUGGCAACUAGGCCUUCUCACGUAGAGAGAAGGAGUGAGACAGCAUGUCUUCUUGCAGAAA